Messenger RNA from Mugil cephalus (flathead mullet), 2026 nucleotides. RefSeq names its product olfactory receptor 52E8-like. Bases 194 to 1171 code for a protein of 325 amino acids. NCBI's taxonomy places the organism in Eukaryota, Metazoa, Chordata, Actinopteri, Mugiliformes, Mugilidae. Gene Ontology annotation, cellular component: membrane. The transcript has a single exon. Gene Ontology annotation, molecular function: G protein-coupled receptor activity; olfactory receptor activity. The record is from RefSeq and is a predicted model, not a curated record. Gene Ontology annotation, biological process: G protein-coupled receptor signaling pathway.
UGUAUUGAUGAUGUGUGACAUGCAGGGCAAAGUGAUCAUUGCUCUAACUUUUGUGAUAUUCUUCAGACACUACUUGUGUUUAUCUUUUAUCUGAUAUUAUCUCAACAGUAUUGAAAGUGCUUUUUCUAUUUAAGCUUCCAGGCGUCUUUUCCCCUGUUUAUUGAGUCAAGGCUGAUUUUCUGUACAUGUCAUUAUGAAAUACAUGAAUGUUACAAACAUUAAAGACUUCAUCAUCACCGGGUUCCCUGGACUUCUGCCUGAAUAUUACGGACCGGUGUCUGUUCUUCUUCUGUUCGUUUUCCUUUGUAUCGUGUUUGGAAAUGCUUUUGUCUUGUUUAUUAUCGUGCGUGAGCAGACCCUUCACAAGGCAGCUUACUUGAUAUUCUUUCACCUUGCAAUGACGGACAUAAUGUUUGGCACUGUGACUCUUCCAAAAAUCAUUGCCAGAUAUUGGUGGAAUGACAUGAUCUCCUCAUUUGAAGCCUGCUUUGUACAGAUGUACUUUGUGCAUUCUCUGGGAGCUGUGCACUCUUUAAUUUUGCUGAUGAUGGCUUUGGAUCGUUUCGUCUCCAUAUGGUUUCCAUUCAGAUAUCCUGUUUUGUUUACCAACAAGAAUGUUUCUAUAGCUUGUAGUUUAUGCUGGAUUUUGACAUUCAUACGCUUGGCGGGGAUUGUGUUUCAUGCCACAACUCUGCCUUACUGUGACCAUAAUGUCAUCAUGCAGUGCUACUGUGAUCAUAUAUCAAUUACUCGCCUGGGAUGUGGCGAUGGAGGUGCAUAUGUUCAACAUGUUUCAUUUGCAAAUGCAAUGGUCACCCUCAUGGUUCCUUUAACUUUCAUCAUUCUCUCCUACUUCUCUAUCAUCAUAGCCGUUCUGAGAAUAUCUCACUCUGAGAGGCGUCACAAAGUGCUGUCUACGUGCGCCCCUCAGCUCUUCAUUACCUGCAUCUAUUACGUGCCAAGGUGUUUUGUUUAUAUUGCCAACAAUUUGGGAUACAGUUUCAGUCCUCUUGCUCGUAUCGUUAUCACAAUGAUGUACAGCCUCAUACCUGCUGUAGUUAAUCCCCUAAUAUACUGUUUCAAAAUAACGGAAAUUAAAAAUGCUUUGAAGAGGAGAUUUGAUAAUGGAAAGGUUAGCAGUAUGAUAAAUAAUAAACGCAAUGUUAAGUAGUACUUUUCUUCACCAGUAAUGGAAAACCACAGCUAAACAAGAUCAUACAGGAUGGAAAAUUGUAACUUCCUCAAUUUCCACCCACUUUUAUUCAGUUAUUUAUAUUUAAAUAGGGUGGAGUUGGCUGAGAGCUUUUUUUCUUUGUCUUUAAGCGUCACUAUCUACAGAUUACAGAAUAACAUUUUGCAAACCGACAUUUGUCUUAGAUCUGUGGUAUUUGCUGCAUACAAGAUAAACAAGAAAAUUCAAAUUCUUGAAUUUAACUCGUGUCAUCUUAUUUUUUAGUUUUUAUUCUAUUAAUUUUACACACUUCUUAUUGUUUUGCAAAUUGUGCAUUUUAUAUAUUGUAUUAAAUAUGAUAUUUUAAAUGUACAUGUACACAUAUUUUCAUGUGUGCAGAAUAAAACUGAGACAUCUGCAAGAAUCCCUCUGUUCUUAUGUUCUCAUUUAUUUUUAUUUUUUUAUGUUUAUCUGAUAUUUAGAUUUCACUUUUUGUCUUAUGUACCUUGUAUUUGUCUACAUCUAUUCCAUGCCUAAAUGCAAAAUAAACCCUCUAAAGACAGAGAAUGGCUUUCCAUGUUACAGUUGUGCCACAAUUAAUUAAUAAUUCCACCUUGCAUCUGUAAAUGCAAAUGUGGGAAAUUUCCAACACUUUUAAUCAGUUUUUAUAAAAUACUUUGCAUUCUAAUACCAUGGUUCCAGGUGUAAAUUUCCUCUGUUAAAAACAAUACAAAACACAAAGCCUGUUGACUUGCUUAAAGAAGGCACAACACAAGUCUUUACACAAUAUACACUUGGCUUUUUCCUUUGCUCCCAGUAUGAUUAAAGGUCCGCUUGAAGGUUUUAUUACUUGAA